UAGUUUGAGAAACACCCAUAUUUGUUUUAGUAUGCCUUCCCUUCCCUUUCACCAAAAGCUCGACAAGUACGCUACUGAGUAUUCAUAUAUUUAAUGACUGAACAACCGAACGUGGCAAUUGGCAAAAACACACACUAAGCUUAAUCUAGUCAACUCACAUCGCCAACCUAAGUUUCAAAUUUUGAUCCACAACCUCAAAAAAAACAAAAAAAUGCUCAGAGCUCUCACCGCCAGGCGUUCACUUCAGUCCCUCUACCGCCGCCAUGGCAGUAAUACUCCACCACUCCCAAGCCUGCCCUCCACCAACCCAUUAAGCCCUAUUAGACAGUUGUGUACUUCGUCGUCUUCAUCAUCCUCAUCCGAAGCCGAGCUCCGGAAGUACCUUGGCUAUGGGGCGUUGGUUGUCUUCUGCGGCGCAGCCACCUACUACUCCUUCCCAUUCCCCGAGAAUGCAAAACACAAGAAAGCCCAGAUCUUCCGUUACGCUCCUUUGCCUGAAGAUCUUCAUACGGUCUCGAAUUGGAGCGGGACUCAUGAGGUUCAGACCCGGGUUUUCCACCAACCCGAGAACCUUGGUGAGCUUGAAAAGGUUGUGAAAGAGGCCCAUGAGAAGAAGACCCGGAUUCGGCCGGUCGGGUCAGGGUUGUCCCCAAAUGGGAUCGGGUUGUCCAGAGCUGGAAUGGUGAAUUUGGCUCUCAUGGACAAGGUUUUGGAGGUUGAUAAAGAGAAGAAGAGGGUUAGAGUUCAGGCUGGGAUAAGGGUCCAGGAACUGGUGGAUGGGAUUAAGGAGUAUGGGAUCACUCUUCAGAACUUCGCCUCUAUAAGGGAACAGCAAAUUGGUGGGAUCAUACAGGUUGGUGCACAUGGUACUGGUGCAAGAUUGCCUCCUAUUGAUGAGCAGAUUGUCAGCAUGAAACUGGUCACUCCUGCUAAGGGAACAAUAGAAUUAUCAAAAGAGAAAGAUCCAGAGCUCUUUUAUCUUGCUCGUUGUGGUCUCGGGGGCCUUGGAGUAGUUGCUGAGGUGACCAUUCAAUGUGUUGAGAGACAGGAGCUUGUGGAGCACACUGUUAUCUCAACCAUGGAAGAGAUAAAAAAAAAUCAUAAGAAAUUGCUGUCUGAGAAUAAACAUGUAAAGUACCUAUAUAUUCCCUAUACAGAUGCUGUUGUGGUUGUGACAUGCAAUCCUGUGUCAAAAUGGAAAGGUCCCCCAAAAUUUAAACCCAAAUAUACUACGGAUGAGGCCUUACAGCAUGUUCGGGAUCUCUACAAGGAGAGUCUGAAGAAGUACAGAGUGAGAGACAUUACAGCUCCAUCUGAAGGAAAUGUUGAACAGGAUAUAAACGAUCUUUCGUUUACAGAGUUGAGAGAUAAACUGCUUGCCUUAGAUCCUCUUAACAAAGACCAUGUUAUAAAAGUUAAUCAAGCUGAGGCUGAAUGCUGGAGAAAGUCAGAGGGAUACAGAGUAGGAUGGAGUGAUGAAAUUCUUGGGUUUGAUUGUGGUGGCCAACAGUGGGUUUCAGAGACAUGUUUUCCUGUUGGUACCUUAGGUAAACCGAACAUGAAAGACCUUCAAUACAUUGAAGAUCUUAAGAAGCUGAUAGAGAAGGAAAAAGUACCCGCGCCUUCUCCAAUAGAGCAACGGUGGUCAGCUUGCAGCAAGAGCCCCAUGAGUCCAGCUUCGAGCACAUCAGAUGAUGAAAUAUUUUCCUGGGUUGGCAUAAUCAUGUACCUUCCUACCAUGGAUGCUCGCCAGAGAAAGGAAAUAACAGAAGAGUUUUUCCACUACAGACACCUGACUCAGGCCAAAUUGUGGGGCCGAUAUUCUGCUUAUGAACAUUGGGCAAAGAUUGAGGUUCCAAAAGACAAGGAUGAGCUAGCAGCUCUCCAGGAAAGACUUAGAAAGAGAUUUCCGGUUGAUGCAUACAAUAAAGCACGAAGAGAAUUGGACCCUAACAAGAUCCUCUCCAACAACAAGAUUGAAAAGCUUUUCCCAGUGUCUGAAACCGUAUGAGAAUACAGCCUUGUAUGGUAAGUAUUUCAUUUAUUUUCUUUGUUAUAAAUUAUUACCUUCCCUUAUUUUUUUGGUCAGACCUGAUACAAGCAAUUUUUAGCUUUCCCAAAUUUGUCACACCUGAUGCUAGCAAUUUUCAGUUCAAAUAAUUUGAUUGUACAUUACGAGAACUUUGUUUGAUUAUUAAAUGCAUUAUGUAUAUGGUGUGUUAUUACACUUAUAAAUGUUAAUAAAAAUAAGGAAAAUUGGGGAAA
This is a messenger RNA of Humulus lupulus (European hop), 2265 nucleotides long. RefSeq names its product L-galactono-1,4-lactone dehydrogenase, mitochondrial. Bases 212 to 2011 code for a protein of 599 amino acids. NCBI's taxonomy places the organism in Eukaryota, Viridiplantae, Streptophyta, Magnoliopsida, Rosales, Cannabaceae. Gene Ontology annotation, cellular component: membrane. The record is from RefSeq and is a predicted model, not a curated record. The transcript is spliced from 6 exons. Gene Ontology annotation, molecular function: FAD binding; galactonolactone dehydrogenase activity; D-arabinono-1,4-lactone oxidase activity.